AUACAUACACACGCAUAAUAUAACCCAUCCACAGUUUCUUUCAUCUCACUCUCCACUUUCUUACACUAAGUAGUGUUAUUCCAAGUCUUGUUCUAAAUUCCAAUACUACUCUCUUCUAUAUUGAAAGUUGUAACCUCUUUUGGGCAUAUGGAAAUCGAGAUGCUAGAAGAGUUUACAAAGUACCAGGAUCAAAUGAUCCUUAAAAGAAAGCGUACAAAGCAGCUAAGGCCAUCACACUCUAGCUCAUCGAGCGGUGGUGGUUGUGGUGGCAAUCGAGGAGGCGGAAAUGGGUUCCGUUCAUUGGUUUCUUCUCCCACAACAUCAAGUGGAAUAUCUACAAGUACUGAGGAAGAUGAAGACAUGGCCAAUUGUCUAAUUCUUUUAGCACAAAGUGGUGACAAGGUGGAGAAAUUUAGUAGCCGAAAAUUCACGGAAAUGGCCAAUAUAACACAAGGAAAGGUCGGCAUCUAUGUUUAUGAAUGCAAAACCUGCAAUAGAACUUUUCCAUCAUUUCAAGCUUUAGGUGGGCACAGAGCAAGUCACAAAAAGCCCAAGUCUUCAUCAGAUAAUCAGAAAAAAUCAUCACCGUUCGAUCACAACGAGGAAGAAAAGAAAUUGAUCAUCGCUAGUCUUAGUCCACCACCUUCAAUCCAAUCAUCAGGCAAAGUUGAAAUUAAGCCUAAAAUCCAUGAGUGUUCAAUAUGCGGUUCAGAGUUUUCAUCAGGACAAGCAUUGGGAGGUCACAUGAGAAGGCAUAGGACAGCACCAAAUACAACUAGAAUUGGCACCGAUGAUUCUGAGGAACCUAGAAAUAUUCUUGCUCUGGAUCUUAACCUCCCGGCACCACUGGAGGAUGAUCACCGGCCAGACGAAAAGUUUCUUAUCUUCUCCUCCCCGGCCUUAGUCGAUUGCCACUACUAGAAAACAAGAGUCGACACUGAUGCAAUAUAAAAAAAAGUUGUUUUACAUUUUCUUUUCAUCACAAUUAUCAAUUGUUAUAAUUCAUAAUUCAUUAAUAUUGUUGUUAUCAAUUCUUUCUUUUUAGUCUUUCUUGCCUUUUAUGUUACGCACAAAGCUGAAUUCUUAAAGUAAGUAACAAAAUACAGUUCACGGUUGCUUUCA
Olea europaea var. sylvestris is the source of this 1122-nucleotide messenger RNA. RefSeq names its product zinc finger protein ZAT5-like. Bases 148 to 921 code for a protein of 257 amino acids. The record is from RefSeq and is a predicted model, not a curated record. NCBI's taxonomy places the organism in Eukaryota, Viridiplantae, Streptophyta, Magnoliopsida, Lamiales, Oleaceae. The transcript has a single exon.